Molecule: messenger RNA, 1360 nt
Organism: Leptidea sinapis
Lineage: Eukaryota; Metazoa; Arthropoda; Insecta; Lepidoptera; Pieridae
Product: venom acid phosphatase Acph-1-like
Exons: 8
Coding region: 134-1297 (387 amino acids)
Biological process (GO): dephosphorylation
Molecular function (GO): phosphatase activity
Source: RefSeq, a predicted model, not a curated record
AUUAACGACAUUAAAUUUAACUAAAAGGCUUCGCGCGCGUAGAGCCAAUAGUCUCUCAACAGAGGAGCACUACAGUGCACCUCUCUAUAUAAAGUGUAUCAUUCUGUUAUCUAUGAAACAAAAUUUAUAAGAAAUGUGCCGGUUCAUCAUUUUGUCGAUUCUCCUGCUGCUCAGCUUCUCACACAGUCACAUCAUCUAUUCUCCUGAUGAUCAGGAACUACUCUUGGCGUUUGUGGUGAACCGACACGGAGAAAGGACACCGGAUUCAGAUGAGCUCUCGCUGUCUCAAGAACCAGAAAAAAUAAAAAAACUGACAUACAUUGAAGGUUUAGAAGGAUUGACAAAUACGGGCAAGCGACGAGCGUUCCAGAUAGGGAAACUCAUUCGCCACCGUUACGGCCCUCAAGGUUUCGGAUUGCUAUCAAGCUUGUACUUACAAGAUGAGAUUUACUUAAGGAGUACUGACAAGGAGAGGACAAAGAUGACGGCACAGAUGGCAAUGGCAGCGUUAUAUCCUCCAGAGACUGAACAGCAAUGGGAUGAGGGGCUGGGGAAGGUGUGGCAACCGGUUCCGUAUACCGCUGUGCCCUUAAAGGAAGAUUAUCUUCGCUAUUACUCGAACUGCAGACGUUUCAAGGAUCUUAUGACUAUCGCCAAAGCAGAGUCUCUGAACCAGGAGUUCAAACCUUAUUGGGACCUGAUCUCACUGAUUAAAACGACGACUGGCCGAGACUUCUCUGAAGAUCCUCUCCUGUUUGAAACACUUUUUGAUUUAUUUAAAAGUCUGGUUGGCCUUGGUUUGGACAUCCCAGCUUGGGCCAAGCCAGUGUUACCAAAACUUGGCGAAGCAGGCCGUCUCGCCUACCGACUGUACUUCAGAAGUAACGAAAUGGUACGGCUUGGUGGAGGUGUAAUUCUCAACGACUUCACCCAAAUGGCUGCGGACAUUAUAUCCGGGAAACCAGUUACCAAAAGAUUCCACAUGUAUUCCGGUCAUGACUUCAACAUUGGUUCUCUGAUGGAGGCAACCAAGAUCGUGAGGCACGAGCAGCCGGUGCCGGAGUAUGGAGCUAUAUUCGGUCUGGAGUUGUACAGGUCCAGGAGUACAGGGGAAUACUCAGUGCUGCCAAUAUAUGUGGCCAAAGCCGGCGAUACCCCGGUCCAAGAGCUGCACUUCUCCGACUGUGAUACCAGCUCUAGUUACUGCAAAUUCGAUAAGUUUAGAAAUAAUACCAAAGAGUAUUUACUGACCGAAAAACAGUUUUACUCUAGUUGUGAUAUAAAAACUGAGCUGUGAUUUUUGUCAGCAUUAUUUGUGAUAAUAGUUAAUAAAUCUUUAGAAGAAAUUCAAAGUACUUAA